Talaromyces rugulosus is the source of this 2604-nucleotide messenger RNA. RefSeq lists its product as uncharacterized. The record is from RefSeq and is a predicted model, not a curated record. Gene Ontology annotation, biological process: retrograde transport, endosome to Golgi. Gene Ontology annotation, cellular component: GARP complex. The transcript is spliced from 3 exons. The coding region runs from base 1 to 2604 and encodes 867 amino acids. NCBI's taxonomy places the organism in Eukaryota, Fungi, Ascomycota, Eurotiomycetes, Eurotiales, Trichocomaceae.
AUGUCCACUGCCAUCCACAUGAACGCCAACGAAGCGUCGAAUUUAGACCAUUUAGAUGCAGUCGAUUAUGACCCCAUCACGCAUUUGAACGCAAUCUUCUCCCACCCUUCGACUCUCUCCUCAGUAUCACAGACCUCCGAGAUCCUCCGUGUUUACCAGAACGAUCUAGACAAUGACAUCGCACAGCUGGUAGAGGAGCAGGUUACUUCCAAUGCCGAUAGCGUGCAGCGCAUCCAGGCCGCGAAGGCGGACCUGGCCGAGCUGUUCAAGAAGAUCAACGAUGUACGAGAACGAGCGUCGCGAACCGAGCAAGCGAUCAUGGACAUGACGGCGGAUAUAAAGCAACUGGACAGCGCAAAGAAAAACCUCACCCUGUCCAUGACGGCAUUGAAGCGCUUGCAAAUGCUGACGACAGCAUAUGAACAGCUACGGGCACUGGCGAAAACACGGCAGUAUCGCGAUUGUGCACAGCUUCUUCAAGCAGUUAUCCAGCUCAUGGCACACUUCAAGUCUUAUAGAUCGAUCGAUCAAAUAGCGACUUUGAGUAGGAAUGUGGCCGAUAUUCAACGCGAACUAUUGGAGCAAAUCUGUGAAGAUUUUGAGAUAACUUUCGCCAAGGGCGAGGUGGUGCAAAGACGAGGUGUACUCUCCGAGGCCUGUCUCGUUAUGGAUGCAUUGGGUGAAAAUGCGCGAUCCAGGCUUACAACUUGGUACUGCAACACGCAACUUCGAGAAUAUCGUCAGGUGUUUCGGGGUAACGAGGAAGCUGGGUCUUUGGACAAUAUUUCUCGUCGUUACUCUUGGUUCAGAAGAAUGAUGAAGACAUACGAUGAUGAGCACGCUGCUAUCUUUCCUACGUCCUGGAGAGUCAAUGAGGUAUUGGCGAAUGCUUUCUGUGAAGGCACGCGCGAUGACUUUAAAGGUAUUCUCUCCAGAUCCGUGCGAAGUGGGCAGACUUUCGACGUCAAUCUCUUGCUUUCUUGUCUACAAGAAACUCUCGAUUUUGAGCAUUCUCUUGAUAAGCGGUUUUCGACUACGUCUCGGCCUUCAACCGAUACGAUUGCAUCAUCUACAGCGGAGUCCGCCGUGUUCACACAAGUAAUAUCUGAAGCCUUUGAGCCUUAUCUAGGUGUCUGGGUUGACGCACAAGACAAACAGCUGGCGAGUCUGCUACCGAAAUAUCGACAGCAACCACUCAAGCGAGAUGAUGAUGAAUUUCACGCCCAACUUGUCAUUCCUUCAUCUACAGAGCUUUUCACUUUCUACAGACAUUCACUCGCACAGUGCGCAAAACUCUCAACCAGCAGUAGCUUGGCUGAAUUGUCAAAAGUAUUCGCAAGAUAUUUAGAUCAAUACGCGCAGCAGGUGCUUCUCACUUAUAUUAGCGAGCGCCCAACAGGACAAACGCCGUCAAAGGUUCCAUCUAUUGAAGAUCUUAUCUUGGUUCUGAACACGGCAGACUAUUGCUAUACGACCUGCAACCAAUUAGAGGAAAAGAUCAAAGGGCGGAUAGACGAAAGUCUCAAGAAUACUGUCGAUUUCGAGAGCCAGGCCGAUACUUUCAUGGGCAUUGCUAGCGCAGCAGUUCGUGGAUUGGUCCGGAAAGUUGAAGUUGAGCUAGAACCUUGCUGGCGUGAGAUGCGAAAUUCUCCAUGGAGCAAGCUUGAGAAUGCCGGCGACCAAAGCUCGUAUGUGGCAGAGUUGCUUUCCAAGACCAAGUCCAAAGCAGAGGACAUUCUUCAGCUCCUUCACAAGCAACAGUAUGCGCGCGCGUUUGGUGAUAACAUCGUGGAAUUCAUCUCGAAUAGUUUCACAAGCACAGUUUAUCAAUGUCGCCCUGUCUCAGAAACAGGCGCGGAACAGAUGUUACUCGACCUUUAUACUUUAAAGAGUGGAUUGACGUCGCUGCUGCCCUCUGCACCUGCUGGCUUUGUGAAGAGAGUCAACAACAGCUUCGCCAAAGUUGAUACCCUCCUCAAAACCAUACAGGUCCGACCUUCACCGCCAGAAGCCCUGGUCCAGGCAUAUCUUAUUCAAAUCGCGGACCGAAACGAAGUGAACUUCCGGCGGGUCCUCGAGAUUAAAGGCAUUCGCUCCAAGCAGGAACAGGGUCCUCUUGUAGAACUGUUCAAUUUGCAUAGAGCUUCUGACAGACAUGCUCCAAGUCUACAACAAAGCAACCCUGUAUUUUCACUCUUCCACAUCUCGCCGACUGCGUCCGGACCAGCAACUGGUUCGGCCGUGUCUCACGGGUUGAGUAACCUGGGCUCAACCGCUACAGCAUCGAUGGGUGGGCCAAGCCGCUUCGACCCAAGCAUACUCGGCUCAGCCAUUAUUUCAGCAGCGAGAGACGGCGUCGACCGACUUCCACUUGGGUCUGGCGGUGCUGUUGGAGCUGGUGGUUCUCAUGCUGGUUCUGGAUCGGCCUCGCCAGCUCCGACAUUAUCUGGCCAACGCUUGACAGGCGAUAACUUUGAUGGCGGUCCCCCUUCAAGCUCGAACAAUCUCAAUGAUAACCUCAGGAAUCUCGGCAAGUUUUUCCGUCGAGAUCUGGGCGGGUUUGGGGGGAGGUUUGGUCGUGCUGCAGAAGAUUCUAAUCGGUAG